UUGUGACGUCAUUCAAUCGUUGUUGCAGUUGCGAAUGUUCAAUUGUCUGUUGUGUUUUGUAAUAUAGAUUACCUUUCAGGUGCAUUAAAAGUUAUCAAAAAGAAGUUAUUCAUAUCACUUUUGGGGGCAUUAUUUACAUAAGCCUAUUAAUAUUCUUGGAAGACUUGGUAUUUGCUUUCGAAAAUCAAGAAAAUAAAUUUAUUGCCAAAUUGACCGACCGGUUUUGUUAAGAACUGUUAAAAAAUAUUUAUCCACAAUGUCUGGGAAUAAGGACGUCAGCGAUGGUGCUGGCCAAACAGCUGAAGAAGCAGCUUCAGAAACUCAGAUGAAAGAAGCAGAAAAGAGUGAGGAAGCAAAAUUAAGGGCCAAAUACCCCCAAGUUCUUCGGCCAGGUGGUUCUGUUUUCUUACAGAAACGAUUGCAGAAGGGUCAAAAAUACUUUGAUUCUGGUGAUUAUAAUAUGGCUAAAGCCAAGGGUCAAAAAGUACGACCUGCUUUGCCAGUUGUGACCCAGCUACCUACUGGUGAUGCUAUACCGACACCUGAAGAUUUGCCAACUCGUAAGACUUCAAUAGUUCAAAGCAAAUUAGCUACGGAACUAUCAUAAACUGACUAAAUGUGGCUAACUUCGUUUCACACUUCUUUCUGAAGUUUUGGAACUUUCUCGAAAUUGUAAUAUCAGAGUUUGCUUUGAAAUUUUCGAAUUCACCAAUGUCAUUUAAGAAUCAUAACUAUCUAAUGAUGCUUUGAAGAUCUGCUUGAAGAAAAACUGUUACGAGAAAGUUAAAUAAAAAUACCAUGUAAAAUUGAUCCUGAAAUUUAUACGCACUGGAAGUGAAAUUAAGGUGUAAAAGCUGAGUGUUGAUUAGUUUCAUUUUUCUGGAACACUUUUAUUUUAUUAAAAUUUAGUUAUAUACAAA
Stegodyphus dumicola is the source of this 920-nucleotide messenger RNA. It is a transcript of the gene endos, whose product is annotated as endosulfine alpha. The record is from RefSeq and is a predicted model, not a curated record. Lineage: Eukaryota; Metazoa; Arthropoda; Arachnida; Araneae; Eresidae. Gene Ontology annotation, molecular function: protein phosphatase inhibitor activity. Gene Ontology annotation, cellular component: cytoplasm.